Cydia pomonella (codling moth) is the source of this 807-nucleotide messenger RNA. RefSeq names its product salivary glue protein Sgs-3-like. The record is from RefSeq and is a predicted model, not a curated record. The transcript has 2 exons. Bases 81 to 776 code for a protein of 231 amino acids. Lineage: Eukaryota; Metazoa; Arthropoda; Insecta; Lepidoptera; Tortricidae.
CAGUAAUAGAUUUUUCAUUUCUUACUUAUAUAAUGUAACUAUUUGCUUGUAAUAAGGAAAAGGUGUAACAAAAACCAAAAAUGUUUCCGAAUGUACUACUUGCAAUAACUACCGCGGUCGCAGGCGCCGGUGCGGCGCCCAUGCACCGUGGCAUGAAAAACGACCCUCUGGUGUUUAUCUCAAACCCUAUAGAAUCCGAGUUUCCUGGACACUGGAUCCCUGAGAGUAUCCUCAAAAGAAUUUUAAAUAGACCAAAUAAUCCAUCUACAAAACAACCGUUGAAAGCUACAAAACAACGAUUGAGAGCUACAAAAUCUAUUAUCCGACCCAGAACUAAUACGGGUCCUAAAAAACCAACAACUAAGGAACCUACAACUGAAAUAGAAACAAUCACUCCCAAAACAACAACGUCAACACCAACCCCAACAACAGCGACUACAACACCAGCAACCACUCCAACCACGUCAUCACCAACAACAACAACGACAGAACCAGCAACAACAACAACGACAGAACCAGCAACAACAACACCAGAACCAUCGACAACCGAACCAACAACAACAGAACCAACUACAACAGAACCCACAACAACAGAACCAACAACAACAGAACCAACAACAACAGAACCAAAAACAACAGAACCAACGACAUCAGAACUAACUACAAAAACUGAAACAACAACAACAACAGAACCAAAACCAACAAAACAUAAAAGAUCAAAAACAACAACAACACAGGACCUGUUGAAUACCGCUGGUAACAAUUUAAUUGGAUAAAGUCAAUAAAAACCUGAUGUUCGUAUCAUAA